Mycena citricolor is the source of this 1317-nucleotide messenger RNA. The record is from the annotation of a GenBank genome assembly. Lineage: Eukaryota; Fungi; Basidiomycota; Agaricomycetes; Agaricales; Mycenaceae.
UAAGAUUGGUUCCUUCGAAAGAAAGACCACUGAAUUUGCUAUGGGCGCAAAGGUUUUACGAUCUCAAGAAAGUCGAAGGAGAGAUCUGGACCUUUGUCAAAGAUGUGUCAACAAGAUCAGAGUAUCAUCAGUGGCUAUGCCGCCCUCAUUUUAUCUCCCAUGACAUCGCAGAAAGGAAAAUCGCCUGAAAAGCUCGACGUUGAGGACGAGGAAGAGCGUCUGGCCAGACUCCAGAACACUCUAGAGAAACUGAACACGAACGCGCUGCCUACCGUCGAACCAGGCUCCAGUCAGAGACCAAACCUCGAAGCCAUCUGGAAUCACAGCGCUUCAGCUACCGCAGAAGUCGACGAGAGCUCUUUGCAACAACUCCUCCAGCGCGUCCAAGCUUUUCUCCCACGAAUGGAGGCUUCGAAUACCGAGCUGGCCCAGAUGGUCGCAGCCGAUCCGCGGAGCGUUGAUAUCGAAAACGUGGACGGGGACAGGGAGGUCAUACAGAUGGUCCGUCUCGUUUGCUCGUCACAUCCGCUCGACCACUGUGCUUACUUCUCUCAGAAACUCGGCCUCGGCCUGUUCGAAGAAAGGAAUGGCACCGAGACGUCGUCCGAGGACUCGAGCUCUGACCCCGAUUCCGAUUCCGACACGGACACCAUGAGCUCAGUAUCUGAAUCCUCUGACAAUUCGACCUCGUCCUCCAGCGACGACUCGGACGAGUCGGAAUCAGAGGCCUCGCAUCAUUCAAGACCCAUCCGCCCGCUUCCUCGUCGGGCUCGCCCAGAGAUUGAGGUCAUAUCCGAGACCACGUUUCCCGAAUGACCACGUCGACUGAGGCCAAGCCGCGCGGGUGUGCGCCCCUGGAGCGGCCAGCUGUACAUAGAACGACAUUCUCCGCCAUCAUGAACGAACCAUGCGCCGAUACUCUCAUCGCACUUCAUACUUUGAACCGGGCGGUCUCGAUGUCGCGCAGCGACGAACCAAUGGGCAGUUGUUGGGGUGCGGAUAUGGAUGUCGUCCCUGUUUGGAACAGCCGUAAUUUUCGGCGGAAGAACCACAUGACUGGGCUCAUUGCUGUACGUUCUACAGUGCGGCCUCGGGACACCGCUCCCAGAAUGUAUCGUCACAUGGAACCCGUAGUUCAUGGCGGCGUCGUUGCUGGAGGCCUGACUGCCGGGGAACUUGAUUUGGCAUUGGCCGUGUUCGCUAGAUCUUUCGAAGGAUGUAGAUUACGGCCCCACCACAGCAAACAGGUGCAGGAUACGUUUCUAUAAGAACUAACUGUAGAAUGUUACUUUGUUUUAUCGCGAGUGUCAAGAAUCG